Messenger RNA from Aspergillus aculeatinus CBS 121060, 1530 nucleotides. Its product is annotated as putative cytochrome P450. The record is from RefSeq and is a predicted model, not a curated record. The transcript has 3 exons. NCBI's taxonomy places the organism in Eukaryota, Fungi, Ascomycota, Eurotiomycetes, Eurotiales, Aspergillaceae. Gene Ontology annotation, molecular function: iron ion binding; monooxygenase activity; heme binding. Bases 1 to 1530 code for a protein of 509 amino acids.
AUGGGAGUUGCUUCUCUCGGGAGCGUGCUCCUCCUCCUGCUCUGCUGCUGGUUGUGUGUUCGCAGAUUAAGAGCCAAGUCCAAGUCCCAAGAAUCGGUACUCCCCUAUGCCGUGCGCACACCAGAAGGAUAUCAAGUCCAGUUCUCCUCCAGGGAGCACAUCAAGCAAUUGGUGCAGGCGCCAGACACGUACCUGUCCCUACAUGCUCUGGCGAAAGAUAUGUUCCAGCCCAAGUAUACCAUGAACGGCCUCGAAUACGACGACUGCAUGAGCGCCAACGGGACCGUCCACCAGCGAGCCCUGCAAGCGGAGCUGCGAUCCCACCUGCCAGCCCUAACCCAGCCGUUGCACAACUGCAUAGCCCAAGCGCUCACUGCAGAGAUCACAGCCCACAAGCCCCAGUCCGGGGAAUGGCGCGCAGUGCCAAUCUUCCCGAUGGCCAAGCGACUGAUCACCGCUGCCAACGCCUUGGUCUUCUUCGGGCCCGAGGUCUCAAGCGACCAGGUCUUCCUCGACGCCGCGCUCGAGUACCCCGAACACCUCAUGGAAACCGCCGAAGCGCUGCGCCUGCUCCCCGCGUGGGUCGCGCCCUUUGCAGCGCCAUAUCUAAUGCGCCGCCACCGAGCGCUGAAGAUCUUGCUCGAUCGCCUCACCCCCGUCGUCGAGGCGCGGAUCCGCAAAACCAGCAGCAGCACCACCAGCACCACCACUGCCCCGGAACAUGCAGACUGCAUCCAAUUCUUCGUCAACGCAGCCGCGCGCAAGAACCAGCAACACGAAUGGCCGGCCCAGCGCAUCAUCCAGGUCCUGCUAGGCGUGUGGUUUGCCUCCGUCCACCAACCAGCCAUGUGUCUCUUCUACGCCCUAGACGACCUCUGCCUGCAUCCCGAGUUCACGUCUGCGCUACGCGACGAGGUCGUCCGCGCCGCUAUGCCCCAACCAACCACCAUCACCACCACCACCACCACCACCCCCCAACAACCAGAAAUCAACCCCAACCACCUCCCCCUCCUCACCAGCUUCCUCAAAGAAUCCGCCCGCCUGCACCCAACCGAUUCCAUCUCCCUGCGCCGCAAAGUCCUCCAACCAUUCACCUUGGCCGACGGAACCACCCUAGCAAAGAACGACGUCGCCUGCAUCCCGCUGCAGCCCAUCCUCCGCGACCCAGAUCUCUACGCCGAUCCGCACACCUUCAACCCUUACCGCUUCAUCAUCCCCCAAGAUCCCGCGAAGGCCAACGAAGACACCCGGAACCCGACGACACGAACAACAUCCUCCGAUUUCACAGACGCAGACGUCACCUUCCCCAUCUGGGGGCUGGGCAAACGCGCCUGUCCCGGACGGUAUUAUGCGUCGGUGCUGCUGAAGCUGGUGCUCGCGCAGAUCCUGCUGCGGUAUGAGGUGAAGAUGGUGGAGACGGCCAAAGACGAGCGGAGGUACUUUUACUGGCGGUCGGCGAUUGUGCCCAAGGCUGGGGCGGGGUUGUUGUUUCGGGAGAGGGGGGUGCGGGCUUUGGCUGGGUUUUGUUAG